Molecule: messenger RNA, 1824 nt
Organism: Trichoderma reesei QM6a
Lineage: Eukaryota; Fungi; Ascomycota; Sordariomycetes; Hypocreales; Hypocreaceae
Exons: 1
Coding region: 1-1824 (607 amino acids)
Biological process (GO): maturation of SSU-rRNA from tricistronic rRNA transcript (SSU-rRNA, 5.8S rRNA, LSU-rRNA)
Cellular component (GO): nucleolus; small-subunit processome
Source: RefSeq, a predicted model, not a curated record
AUGGCAAAGAAGAGAAAGGCGUCCCGCGCUGCCGAGUCCAGCGGACCCAAAGAGCUGGACCCGGCAGACGCUCGCCUCAAAGUCACCUCCUACGAAGACGUGGCCAACUCCGAAGACGAGUUCUUCAUGAACCGCGACACAAUCAUGCUCGACGACGAGCCCAACAGGAAGCGCCCGAGAAAGGGCGAGGAAGAGAUUGAAUUCUCGGACGAGGAAGUGCUGGGCUACGAGUCAGAUUCCGGCGCAAAGCCCAAGCAGAGCAAGUCAAAACGAAAGGCCGCCGACUUUUCAGACGACGAGGAAGACAAGGCCGAGGGAGCAGAGGACGAAGACUCAAAUUGGUGGGGUUCAUCCAAGAAGGAAUACUACAAUGCCGACAACAUCGAAACCGAGGCCGAUGCGCUGGAGGAAGAAACCGAGGCGAAGCGAUUACAACAAAAGAAGCUGUCCAAGAUGGCGGAGGAGGACUUUAUCUUUGACGGAGACGAGUGGCUCACGGGCGAGCAGGAAGCGGAAGAGACCGCGGAACCCGUCACGGAAGUCCUCAAGGAGGUCGAGAUUACCGAUGACAUGGGCCCCGAGGAGCGACUGAAGCUAUUGUCUGCCCGAUACCCCGAGUUUGAUUAUCUUGUCAAGGAUUUCCAGGAUCUCCAGCCCCAACUAGAAAUAUUCAGGACAGAGGCCAAGGCUUCAGACGUCAAGUCUCUGGCUGCGAUCAAGUACUGGGUGCUCGGCUGCUACGUUGCCUCGCUGGCCAGCUACUUGGCCAUACUUACAUCUCCGGCUCGCGACGCCGCCAAAGCGCGGAAAACAAUCGAUCCCACCGAGCUCCGUGAACACGAUGUGAUGGAGACCUUGGUCCAAUGCCGCGAAGCCUGGGAGCGAGUCAAGGACAUGAGAUCAACAACCACUCCUAGCGACGCUUCAUUGUUGCAAGGCCUUGAUGCUAUUGCUCAGCUGGAGACGGAAGCAUUGGCAGCACAGACCAAGGCCAAGAAGGCCAAGAAAGCCAAGGAGAGCGCGGCCUCCUCAGCAAGCAAGGCCAAGAAGCUGGCAAAGGCCAAGGCGAUUGAGGAGACUGUUGCUGAUCUAUACGACUUGCCCAUCAACACCAAGUCCAAGGCAAAGAGCAAGGACAAGACGCUGCGCUCCCAGGAUGACGACAGCUCAGACUUCGGCGAGGAGGAGACCUUGGACGCCCGAGCUGCGGCUGACAAGGCGGCGCGCAAGAAGAGCUUGAAGUUUUACACAUCCCAGAUCGUGCAAAAAGCCAACCGCCGUGCCGGUGCUGGUCGCGACGCAGGUGGUGACAUGGAUAUUCCUCACCGCGAGCGUCUCCGAGACCGUCAGGCCCGACUCCUGGCUGAGGCCGAGAAGCGAGGCAAGAGGGAUUCCAAGCUCGGCGCGAACCUGGGCGAUGACAGCGACGAGGAAGACUCCAAGGCUGCCAACGCCAUGCGCGACGACGAGGACGAGUACUACGACAUGGUGGCGCACGGCGCCAAGGCCAAGAAGGAAGACAAGGCAGCCCGAUUCGCAGCCUAUGCCGCCGCCAGCAAGGCCGACAGAGUGGUGCCGACCGAGGAGAUUGGCGAGGAUGGCAAGCGCAAGAUCACGUAUGCCAUCCAGAAGAACAAGGGCCUGGCGCCCAGGAGAAGCAAGGACGUGCGAAACCCGAGAGUCAAGAGGAGAAAGCAGUUCGAGGCCAAGCAGAAGAAGCUCAAGAGCAUCAAGCCAGUUUGGCAGGGCGGCGAGCCCAAGGGAGGCUACCAGGGCGAGACGAGCGGUAUCAAUGCCACCGUCAUCAAGAGUAUCAAGCUGUAG